AUUGAGCAAAAUAUGUAAAAAUCAGCAACUGUUCAAUCUCACAGUCGCACAACUGCUCAAGGCUUGUUAGGAUGUAGAUAAUUUCAGAUUUCUGUAAAUAGCAUACUGUAUAUAAUUGUAUUAAAUUUUGUUUGUAUAGAUUACUGAAACAAAAAACGCCAUCCACCCUCUACUGGGUACAUUUACUGUACAAUACAUGCAUUUUCAUCUGGAAUUGAAUUUAAUUCACGUGUAGAAGAAAAUUUCAUUUCAUCUUGACGUUGACACUUUCCUCGAAACUUUCAAUGUAGCCACAAAUAUUUUAAUGUAUCUGUGAUAUAGCUAAUCACUAACAAUAUUGAGGCAACAAAUUGCGUACAUUUGAAGAUUUCGAAAUGCGAUGUUUUCAUUUGACACAUACUUUGCAUAUACAUCAACAAUCAUAUAUACCCCUUUUAUAUGAUGACGUAGACCACAGAUAAAGCUGAGCUAAAAACCAGGACCAUGACCACCAAUUUCGCAUUAUGAUUAUUAUGUAUUGUAUGAAAAAAAUUCACUUGGAAGAAUUGCGCAACAUCAUUACAUUGAUGCAUGCCGCUCUUUCAUAAUGAACGCAAAUGGUUGGAUCAAGAUAAAGCUCAUAAUUUCAUGGUCAUUUGAAUAUAUUUCACCACAAUUAUUCAGAAAAUAAUCACCAAAACAUCAAUUGGUCUGAAGGGGGCGACGAAAAAACCACUAGUUGGUAUAUAAGAAAUAUUUCAAUACUGGUUGUAAAUCAUCACCCCGUAGUUGACGAAGUCUUCCAAUCUGCGUAAUCCUCUUUAGCCACGUGAUCAUAUUGUAACUUCGACAUGCCAUACUGUAAUAAAUUCUAAGUUAUUAUUUCUCAUUCAGUGAUUAGAAAACGUGGGUAGUAAAUUCAACUGACAAUAUGCUACCGAUCUCAUCUGAGAGUAUCAAUGUUUGCCUACUGCUGGGAAUUGCGUUAAUGAGUGGCUUUCAACACUGUGACUGUAUUCCGGUAGAAAAUGCAGAAAAUAACAAUGACACUGAUACCGCGCGUCCAGAAAUUUGCAUACCUCAGGGAAAAGUGCGAGGUGUGAAUAUGCUAACUCAUAAUAACAGAAAGAUCUUCGGCUUCAUGGGAAUUCCAUUCGCUAAGCCACCCAUCGGAAAUCUCAGAUUCAAGGCACCGUUGCCACCUGAUCCUUGGGACGGAAUUUUAGAUGGCGGUAGGAAAUACAAUAUAUGCCCGUACUUGGAUAAUGGUGUACUUCUUGGAGAUGAAGACUGUUUAUAUCUUAAUGUUUUUACACCAAAGCUACCAAUCAAUCAAAACUCCACACUGCUACCAGUGAUGAUGUACACGAAUGGCGGAGGGUUUAAAACUUCGAUAAAUGAUGUCCUGAAGUAUAAUCCAUACCUUCUUCUCGACAAGGACGUGAUUCUCGUAUUUCCGAAUGCCCGUUGUGGACCUUUAGGAUUUUUGAGUACCGGAGACGAAAUUUCGCCCGGUAAUUAUGGAAUUAAAGACGCCUUGCGCGCUUUGGAGUGGAUUCGUGACAAUAUCAAAUACUUUGGUGGUGAUCCAAACCGAGUGACUUACUUCGGUGGAAGUAGCGGCGCCAAUUCAGUUCAUUAUUUAUUAUUGUCAAACUCAACGAAAGGACUUUUUCAUCAAUACAUAGUUCAGAGUCCAUCACAAAGUUUAUAUUACGGGACUGUAAUACCCCGCAGCCUGAGUGCGUCACGCGCUAAUAAAGUCGGUCGCUACGUUGGAUGUCCAACAAACUCGUCGGUGAUUCUUAUUGAAUGUUUGAGGAAUCGCACCGUGCCUGAACUGUUUGAUGCAAGCUCAGUUAUCACCGAAUGGUUUCUAUUUCCGUAUAUUCCUUGGAGUCCUUCUAUAGAACCAAACAUCGAAGGAGCAAUUCUUAUUGAACAGCCUGCAAGACUUUUAGCAGCUGGAAAAUUCCAUGACCUACCUUCUAUGUAUUCGAUAGUUCCGAAUGAAGGAUUUACUCUUACUGCGGGUAUUGACAUAAGACCAAAAAUGUUGGAAGAAUUUUUGGAGGAUAUCGACAGAAUCUUUCCGAUUGUUCUACAAGCUGGUCCUCUAAUCGAGAGUAUGACAGCCUACGUCAAUUCUUUGAAGUCGUACUAUUUGAAUGAUUUGAAUGCCGAUAGAAGAGUGCUGAUGGAUAAUUUGACACUGGCCAUUGGUGACAUCUCAUUUACUUAUCCCGCUUAUAAAAUACUUGAAACUGUAGCUACAAAAAAAAGCGACUGCUAUUUCGCCUCCUUCGAAUACAGGGGGGUUUUGAGUCACAGUUAUUAUUAUACCGGUGGUUCCCUUUCCGAUUGGGGUACAGUGCAUGGUGAUGAAAUUCUUUACCUAUUCGAAAAUCGAGACCAUCAAUUCGGGCCUCCUAGUUACAAAAGGAGCGAGUCAGACUGGGAAAUGGCCAAUAUAAUGGUGCAACUGUGGACAUCUUUCGCGAUUGAUGGGAGGCCAAGUGUCAAAGGUUUAAAUAGCACCGUAGUUUGGGAACCCUACUCACCAGUGAGUCAAAAUUAUCUUCGAAUUGGAAAUAACCGAAGUGUGGAAAUGGAAAUAAAAUAUCGCAUUCACGCUGACCGUAUGAAGUUUUUGGAUGAGCUCCAUGCAGCUACGGUAUGGAAGUAGUCAAAUGAAUGGAUAAUCCACUAAUAAAAUGGCCUGUCUUCCUAUUAUAUAUUCCGACAAGUUUGAUUUGUUUAUGUUCUACUUACAUUAAAUUAUAAUAGCUCAAUAAUA
Athalia rosae (coleseed sawfly) is the source of this 2776-nucleotide messenger RNA. Its product is annotated as esterase E4-like. The coding region runs from base 911 to 2665 and encodes 584 amino acids. Lineage: Eukaryota; Metazoa; Arthropoda; Insecta; Hymenoptera; Athaliidae. The record is from RefSeq and is a predicted model, not a curated record. The transcript is spliced from 7 exons.